Molecule: messenger RNA, 1041 nt
Organism: Cynara cardunculus var. scolymus (artichoke)
Lineage: Eukaryota; Viridiplantae; Streptophyta; Magnoliopsida; Asterales; Asteraceae
Product: NAC transcription factor 25-like
Exons: 3
Coding region: 1-1002 (333 amino acids)
Biological process (GO): system development; regulation of DNA-templated transcription
Molecular function (GO): DNA binding
Source: RefSeq, a predicted model, not a curated record
AUGGAAAGCACAGAUUCAUCGACAUGCUCUCAAUACCCUAAUCUCCCACCUGGGUUUCGGUUUCAUCCGACGGACGAAGAACUCGUCGUUUAUUACUUGAAAAAGAAAGCUUCUUCGAUCCCUUUGCCCGUUGCGAUUAUAGCGGAAGUUGAUCUUUAUAAGUUCGAUCCAUGGGAGCUUCCAAGUAAAGCUACGUUUGGCGAUCAAGAAUGGUAUUUCUUUAGUCCACGAGAUAGAAAAUACCCGAAUGGAACGAGACCAAACCGUGCAGCGACUUCGGGGUAUUGGAAAGCUACAGGAACGGAUAAGCCGAUAUUAUCGUCAAGAGGAGAUCAAAAGGUUGGUGUUAAAAAGGCGUUGGUUUUUUAUGGCGGAAAGCCUCCGAAAGGGAUUAAAACGAAUUGGAUCAUGCAUGAAUAUCGGCUUGUUGAUAACGCUUCUUUUAAGUCUCCGAUCGUCAAUUUAGCAAACCGAAAGGGAUCUUUACGGCUCGACGAAUGGGUUCUAUGUCGUAUCUACAAGAAGAACAACGGGAGUAGACCGACAGAACGAGAUACAACAGAUCACCACGAUUACAUAGAAAACAUGAUGGCCGCUAAUUCUUCAAAGGCGACAAACCCGAGCGGAUCAUUAAUCGAUCAUCAAGAAACGUCGUCGUUCUUCGAAAUCUUGAACAACGAAGAUGGAUCAAGAAUCCAACAAACCAACGACUCCAUAAUAUCGAAGCUGGCUUCUUCAAGUUCUUCAUUGAAAUCCAUGGUUUUUAACCCUAAGAAACGUUCGUUUCCAACAACUCAUUACUGGAAUCUUGAUUCCACUGAGAAAAGGUUCAAUUCCGAAGAUGAGAUGAAUGGAAUGAUGGAUGGAAGUGGUUCAUUCGUGUCUUUGUUGAAUCCGAUUCAGCAAGCUGGGAUUGGUGGAUUCCAUCCAAAUACAGUAUUGGGUUCAAUUGGUGAUUCUGCUUUUGGUUAUCAACUUUCAUCGGGGAAUUGGAAUACUUGAUCAUAAUUAGUUACGGUUUUGAUUUUAUUUUUUUGGUUG